AUGGUUACUGUGCGCGAAACACAUGCUUGUGUUGGAGAUUAUUGGCGUUAUUUGCGUAAUAAGAUUACCGGACACACUGUACUGUUGGGUAUACUGUACUUCCCAUUGAAUUUCAUAAAAUGCCAGAGAAGUAUAUCGACGGCCGGCGGACCACUUCGGGUGCAGUUGACGGUCAGGGAUGCGUUGAACAGCGCUAUGGAUGAGGAGAUGGAAAGGGAUGAGAGUGUGUUUCUGAUGGGCGAAGAGGUGGCCCAAUACGACGGCGCCUAUAAGAUCAGUCGCGGCCUCUGGAAGAAGUGGGGCGACAAA
Messenger RNA from Medioppia subpectinata, 309 nucleotides. NCBI's taxonomy places the organism in Eukaryota, Metazoa, Arthropoda, Arachnida, Sarcoptiformes, Oppiidae. The record is from the annotation of a GenBank genome assembly.